AUGUUACAUUCCACUCAACCGCAUUCUGUUUGCAGUGAGAGUUGUCCCCUUGGAUUCAGGAAAGCGUUAAUAAAAAGCAAGCCUGUGUGUUGCUUUGAUUGUUUACCCUGCUCAGAUGGGGAAAUAGCUAACAAAACUGCCGAUAUGAAAAACUGUUUGAAGUGUACUGAUUACCAGUGGUCCAAUGCAGGAAGAAAUAUGUGCAUCUCCAGAACCAUAGAGUUCCUUUCUUAUGAGGAAGCCUUGGGCAUAUCAUUAUCUACUAUUGCCAUUGUCUUUGCUGUUAUUACCCUAGGGGUAUUGGUCAUCUUUAUCUGCCACAGAGACACAGCCAUAGUUAAAGCGAAUAACAUAAAUCUGACUUAUACUCUGCUUAUAUCUCUCAUAAUGUGCUUUUUAUGUUCAUUGUUAUUCAUUGGACGCCCAGUGGCCCUUACCUGCUUUUUUCGGCAAGCAACCUUUGCAAUAAAUGUCACCAUCUCUGUUUCCUCAGUAUUGGCCAAAACUACAACUGUCCUUAUUGCCUUCAAUGUCACAAAGCCUGGUGGAAGGGGAAGAAAAUAUGUGGGAUCCAGAGUAUCCUGCUAUCUUGUGUGUUUCUCUUCAAUGGGAGAAGCUACCAUAUGUCUCUUAUGGUUUGUAAGCUGUCAACCAUUUCCAGACUUUGACACCCAGGAGCAAUCUGCUAAGAUGAUAUUAAGGUGUAAUGAGGGCUCAGUAAUUGCAUUCUACGUUGUAGUAGCGUACAUUGGACUUUUAGCUGCUUUAAGCUUUAUAGUGGCUUUUCUAGCAAGAAAAUUACCCAAUAGUUUCAAUGAGGCUACACAUAUAACUUUUAGUAUGUUGGUAUUUUGCAGUGUAUGGCUGUCUUUUAUCCCAGCUUAUCUGAACACUAAAGGAAAAUAUAUGGUGGCUGUUGAAAUUUUUGCCAUAUUGGCUUCUAGUGCAGGGUUAAUGGGCUGUAUAUUUAUUCCUAAAUGCUACAUAAUUAUCAUAAGAGCAGAUCUCAACACCAAAGAAAAACUGAGAGUAAAAAAAAAGUAA
Molecule: messenger RNA, 1044 nt
Organism: Bombina bombina (fire-bellied toad)
Lineage: Eukaryota; Metazoa; Chordata; Amphibia; Anura; Bombinatoridae
Product: vomeronasal type-2 receptor 26-like
Exons: 4
Coding region: 1-1044 (347 amino acids)
Biological process (GO): G protein-coupled receptor signaling pathway
Cellular component (GO): membrane
Molecular function (GO): G protein-coupled receptor activity
Source: RefSeq, a predicted model, not a curated record